This is a messenger RNA of Colletotrichum destructivum, 2390 nucleotides long. Its product is annotated as Putative major facilitator superfamily, MFS transporter superfamily. Lineage: Eukaryota; Fungi; Ascomycota; Sordariomycetes; Glomerellales; Glomerellaceae. Gene Ontology annotation, molecular function: transmembrane transporter activity. The record is from RefSeq and is a predicted model, not a curated record. Gene Ontology annotation, cellular component: plasma membrane. The transcript has 2 exons. The coding region runs from base 304 to 2181 and encodes 625 amino acids. Gene Ontology annotation, biological process: transmembrane transport.
UUUUUUCUGUUUACUCUCUCUUUCUCUCCCCCUUCCCUUUGCAAUCAUGACGACGGCGAGAUUCCUUCUCCUCAGUGUCAGCAUCGUACCUUAGCUCGGGCAUCAUCGUUGCUCACGCGGCACAACGCUCGUCUUCGCAUGUCGGAUUGUAGCUUGCUGAAUCUCAUCGUUCAUUCUUAGAACCGAAUGUUGUCGGCUUGUCUGAUCGAUCCAAACGUGCUCAUCUCACUAAUAACUUCGUCUGACCGUCUCUCUUGAAUCACCACCACAGAGCUUUCACCUUCCUGCCUGUUAUACUCAUCAAUGACACAACAUCAACUGCGCGAGGUCCACGACGACGAAAAACUCGACGAUAUCGAACGCGCUGCGGCCGCCUCCCAGACCGAACGUGGGUCGACGAAGACGACGACGACGACCAGCACCGACUCGCAGACCAUUCGCAGCAACCAUGACGGCGCCGACGACAUGAAUCCCGGGACCGCCAAGUCUGGUGCGCAUCCCGGCGACGCCACCGCCACUGCUGGUGGUGACACGACCGCCGAGACAAAAGAGGCGUCCGGGGACCAUCCUCCCACCACCGCCACUGCCACCGCCGCCGCCGACGACGACCCGGAGGCCGGCCGCACGAAACUCGAGACACUGCUCAUCGUGCUCUCACUCUGCGCCGCUCUGUUCCUGGCCGCCCUUGAUGUCACCAUCAUCACCACCGCUGUGCCCACCAUCGCCGAGGAGUUCAACAGCAACAUCGGCUACAUCUGGAUCGGCAGCGCCUACCUCCUCGCCAACGCCGCCUUUGUGCCGACCUGGGGCAAGAUCUCGGAUAUCUGGGGUCGGAAGCCCGUGCUGCUGUCCGCCGUCGGCGUCUUUUGGAUCGGCUCAUUGAUCUGCGGCCUGGCCACGAGUAUGGGAAUGUUGAUCGGCGCCCGCGCGAUCCAGGGUAUCGGCGGCGGCGGUAUCAUCGUGCUCGUCAACAUCUGCAUCAGCGACCUCUUCUCCAUGCGCCAGCGCGGCGUCUACUUCGGCAUCAUGGGCAUGGUCUGGGCCGUCGCCUCGGCCGUCGGCCCCGUUGUUGGCGGCGUCUUCACGAGCCAGGUGACGUGGCGCUGGUGCUUCUACAUUAACCUGCCCAUCUCGGGCGUCGGCAUCGUCGUGCUCUUCUUCGUCCUCAAGCUGCACAACCCGCGCACCCCGGCCCUCGAGGGCCUCCGCGCCAUCGACUGGAUCGGCACCCUCACCAUCAUCGGCGGCACCCUCAUGUUCCUUUUCGGCCUCGAGUUCGGCGGCGUGAGCCACCCCUGGACCUCCCCCACCGUCGUCUGCCUCAUCGUCUUCGGCAUCGUCACCAUCGCCCUCUUCGCCGUCAACGAGGCCAGGUACGCCCGCUACCCCGUCAUCCCCAUGCACCUGUUCCGGAGCUGGUCCAACGCCGCCGCCUUCGCCACCGCCUUUUGCCACGCCUUCGCCUUCAUCUCCGGCAGCUACUGGCUGCCCCUCUACUUCCAGGGCGUCCAGGGCGUCUCGUCCCUUCUGUCGGGCGUCUACCUGCUGCCCUAUGUGCUCUCCCUCUCCCUCAUGUCCGCCGUCGCCGGCGUGCUGAUCCGCAAGACGGGCAACUACCUCUACCUCAUCAUCGGCGGCAUGUUCGUCGCCACCCUCGGCUUCGGCCUCUUCUACGACCUGCCGCCCGACCGCAACUUCGUCAAGAUCGUCCUUUACCAGAUGGUCGCCGGCCUCGGCAUCGGCCCCAACUUCCAGUCCCCGCUCAUCGCCCUGCAGACCUCGGUCGAGCCGCGCGACAUCGCCGCCGCCACCUCGGCCUUUGGCUUCGUCCGCCAGAUGGGCACCUCCAUCUCCGUCGUCAUCGGCGGCGUCGUCUUCAACAACGAGAUGCAAAAGCAGAACCCGCGCCUGCGGGAGCGCCUGGGGCCGGACCUCGCCGAUAUGCUGUCCGGCUCGAGCGCCGCGUCGAGCGUCGGCGUCGUGGCGAACCUGCGCGGCGAAGAGGGGCGCAUCGCGCGCGGCGCCUACCUGACGAGCCUGAGGACCAUGUACAUCGUCUACGUCGCCUUCGCGGGGCUGGGGCUCGUCAUGAGUUUGUUCAUCAGGCAGAAGAAGCUGAGCAACAAGCACACGGAGCACAAGACGGGGCUCAAGACGCUGCGGAGCCGGACCGGUCGGUGAGCGGGGUGCCGCGUGCCCGUCGGUUCUGUUUUUUUCUUUUCUGUUGAGAUUCAUUGCAUGGCGUUGGGCAAAUAGGCAUAUGCAUAGGCAUCGCUUUCUUCUUCUUUUUUCUAUCUGCCGCAAACAUCUAGCGUAUACCAAAAAUGGAUGCUUUUUCUUUCUGGACCCGGGUCUUCGGCACCGCAAUGUCCGCCUUGUGCAUCUCCGCC